AUGGAUGCUAUUUUUGGCUUCGCCAUUGGAGGUGCGAUGGAACCUCUUAGAACCGGCGGUACAGGAUCUUUCGCCGCUUUCGCCCUUCUGUUCGGUCUAUUUCAAACUUUCUUACCGGUUGUUCCAGGUACUUGUAAUUUUAGCGUUUCGUCUGGAUCGUUCCCCAAGUCCAUCAGAGGACACGCUCUAGGAUUUUCCGCGGCAGUAGGUAAAGCAGGAGCAGCAGUCGGUAUUUUGAUUUACCCAUUGAUCAUCGCUCGAUUCCCAAUGAAAAUCAAGGGUCAUCAAGCUAUAAUUUUGGGAGGUAUUUUGGAACUCAAUGGAUGGAAUACAUCCGUGAUGGGUUCAGAUAGCGAGACGGUAGUCUCUACACCACCCAAUGAGCAGGACGAUGAUAAGCCUUAG
Kwoniella botswanensis is the source of this 405-nucleotide messenger RNA. RefSeq lists its product as uncharacterized. Lineage: Eukaryota; Fungi; Basidiomycota; Tremellomycetes; Tremellales; Cryptococcaceae. Bases 1 to 405 code for a protein of 134 amino acids. The record is from RefSeq and is a predicted model, not a curated record. The transcript is spliced from 5 exons.